Messenger RNA from Vicia villosa (hairy vetch), 528 nucleotides. RefSeq lists its product as uncharacterized. The transcript has a single exon. The record is from RefSeq and is a predicted model, not a curated record. Bases 1 to 528 code for a protein of 175 amino acids. NCBI's taxonomy places the organism in Eukaryota, Viridiplantae, Streptophyta, Magnoliopsida, Fabales, Fabaceae.
AUGCGACAGGUUUACAAUCAUCUGAGAGCGCAGGAUUUUCAAGUCCCCUGGUUUAGAAUAUUCUGUGGAAACAUUGCACGACCAAGAGCCCUUAUCACACUAUGGCUUGCUUGUCAUGGAAAACUGCCGACUAGAAGUAGGCUGUUUCGGUUUGGAAUUGUGAACUAUGCUACAUGUUGUUUCUGUUCAAAGGAAGAAACUAUCGAUCACAUACUUUUUGAAUGCAAUGAAACUAGUCGUAUUUGGAAGCAGGUGUUGGAUUGGCUUGGGAUCGCACAUGAUCCUAAACCUUGGAGUGAGGAAUUGUGUUGGUUAAUGCAGCAGUGCAGAGGCAAAUCAGUCAGGGCAACCAUGCUGAAACUAGCCUUAGCCGAAUCUGUCUAUGGUGUUUGGCAGCUGAGGAAUUCUGUUAGUUUUGACAAAGAAUUGGAUGCAACUAAAAUUGUUUCUAACAUUUUGGAUGUUAUUGUGUAUAGGGGGUGGACUAGUUUAAAACUUAGAUCACACAUAGCCCUUUUGAUGUUAUAG